AUGACAUCACAAAAAAAUAAUACCUCGCCAGAAACUACCGAACUGCGUGAAAAAAUAGCCGCCCUCGACGCUGAACUCGCCGAGGCUUUCAAAUCACAAUUCUCAGUAUCCCCCUUUUUGUCGCGAAAGAUUGUGAGCUUUCAAGGCAACAAAGACAAGCCCGCCUAUAGUUGGUAUAAAUACAAGGAAGCCUUCUCGGCAGGCCUUGUUGAAUAUUUUCUCGGCAGUUACUCGGGAGGAAUGUCUGGAAAGGUCCUUGACCCGUUUGCUGGGAUAGGGACAACCUUGUUUGCGGCAAGUUCUCACGGAAUCCCCGCAGAUGGUAUAGAAUUAUUGCCUAUCGGUCAGGAAAUUAUCCGCUCGCGUCUCUUAUCAGAAAGAGAAUUAACAGUCGAUGACAUCGCCACACUUGAACACUGGAUAAACUCUUCUCCGUGGAAGGAAUCUUCAGAAAAGGUGACAUUCAGUACAAUUCGAAUCACGGAGAACGCCUAUCCGCCAGAAACAGUAGAGGCGAUUGAAAGGUACAGAGGGGCACUUCAACGGGAAAAUGAUAAAAUUCAGGCGAUCUUGCGCCUCGCACUACUGUGCGUUUUAGAAGGCAUCAGUUACACCCGAAAAGACGGGCAAUAUCUCCGUUGGGAUGCUCGGUCAGGCAAGCAACGACCAGGAACAAAGGCUUUCAACAAAGGCGAAAUCCUUGCUUUUGAUGCUGCCAUAAUUGCCAAGCUCAAAGAAAUUUUAUCGGAUAUCCGUGAUGCUGAGACACCCGUAACGCUUUUCCCUGUUAAGCGGACAAUGAAGGAUAUUCGGUUAUUCAAAGGUUCAUGUCUUGAGGUCCUUCCAACCCUUGAAACAGCCUCUUAUGGAGCAGUUGUGACUUCGCCACCUUAUUGCAACCGCUACGAUUACACGCGGACGUAUGCCCUUGAACUCGCGAUGCUCGGAUUGACACAGGCGGAAGUUUCCGGUUUACGGCAAGAAAUGCUUAGUUGUACUGUGGAAAACCGAGAAAAGGAUUUAUUGAAAAUCUGUCCGCAAUGGGAACCUUUUACAGAAGUAGCCAACCAGCAAAAAUUACUACAAACAAUAUGCACCUACCUCGAACAUGAAAAGGCAUCUGGCACCCUAAACAAUAGCAAUAUUCCGAGGAUGGUUCGUGGGUAUUUCUCCGAAAUGGCAUGUGUCAUUGGCGAGUGUGCUCGUGUCUUAAAACCAAAUGCUCGUCUCUGUAUGGUAAACGACAAUGUGCGCUAUGCAGGGGUGAGUAUCUCGGUAGACACGAUUUUAUCCGACAUCGCGACAGUCCCUCGGUUUUGCAGGUUGAAAAAUUCUGGUUGUUCCCGGCAAAAAAGGAAAUAG
This is a messenger RNA of Geodia barretti, 1362 nucleotides long. The record is from the annotation of a GenBank genome assembly. Lineage: Eukaryota; Metazoa; Porifera; Demospongiae; Tetractinellida; Geodiidae.